Molecule: messenger RNA, 1629 nt
Organism: Pisolithus orientalis
Lineage: Eukaryota; Fungi; Basidiomycota; Agaricomycetes; Boletales; Pisolithaceae
Product: Rft protein-domain-containing protein
Exons: 7
Coding region: 14-1621 (535 amino acids)
Biological process (GO): dolichol-linked oligosaccharide biosynthetic process; glycolipid translocation
Cellular component (GO): endoplasmic reticulum membrane
Source: RefSeq, a predicted model, not a curated record
CUCUGUCGAGCUCAUGGAUAACAACAGUCUUUUGGAACGCUCGAUUUCUUCUGCGAAGUCUUUGAUUGGUCUCCAGCUGGUCUCGCGCAUCUUCACAUUCGUUCUCAAUCAAGGUCUAGUUCGUCUUGCAUCGCCUCAAGCCUAUGGAACUGUCGCUGUCCAAUUUGAGCUUUUCAUUAAUACCAUCCUGUUUCUAAGCCGGGAAGGCGUCAGAAACAGUCUCCUACGAGUUUGGCCUCAACAGGGAGCUGCGGGAAACAAUAGUAAAAAGACACUCCAGUUCGCUCAAUGUAGCAAUCUUGCUACCGUCCCUGCUAUGCUCGGCAUACCCGUUACGCUCCUUUCUGUCAUGGCAUACGGGUAUACCGCAAGCGAAGAUGUUCGCAGCCAGCCGCUCUUUCAGGUUGCACCAAUGCACAACCGUGCUAUGGGCGAAGCUCGAACCAGCGUUCGAGUCAGAGCAGAAGGACUAGGUAUUUCAAGCAAGACCGCGGUUACCUACCUCGCCCUCCUUCUCGACACUUACCUAGGCGAACAGAAAUUCACAUUGAUAGCAUUUGCUCUUGGUCAGAUCACGUAUUCCUCGAUCAUUUUUGUCAUUUACUUGCUGGAGAUGCCUGAUUCGCGACUUUUGCCGGUCCGGCUGUCGUUAACAUCGUCGCGAUCUCCCCCCAUACGUAGUCGUGGGUAUAGAUUGCUCGCAGACUUCUUCGACUUGAACGCACUUCCGCCUCUCUAUGACUAUGACGCUGCAUUCCUCGUUUCAUACUGGAGUCCACUCAGAGACCAGGGCGGUUAUGCGAUUGCUGUUAAUUACGGGUCUCUCAUAGCAAGGAUUGCUUUCCAGCCGAUUGAGGAAAUUUGUAGGGUUUAUUUCUCUCGGGUACUUUCGUUUCCGAGGGGCACCCCACGUGGUAGUGGAAACGACAUGUCUGCGGCGAGGCCGGCUCUCAAGCAGGCAUCCGAAGCUCUCGCGACAUUGCUUUCCAUUCAAGUGGUAUUCUCUGUGCUCGUCGUCACCUUUGGCUCCUUAUAUCUGCCCAUUGUCAUGCAAAUUCUGCUUCCUCAUCGAUAUCUCACAACGAGUGCUCCGCAAGUCCUCUUGGCGUGGAUAUGGUACAUCCCCUUCCUUUCCGUGAAUGGCGGGCUUGAGGCCUUUCACUCGAGCACCGCCUCUCCGGAAGACCUACGUGAGCAAAGCUGGUGGAUGUUCGCGUAUUCUGGGGUAUACAUUCUUGCUGCAAUCUCGUUCUACAAACUUGGAUUUGGCGAUGCGUCGCUAGUUUAUGCCAACAUCAUCAAUUUAUCAGCGCGUAUACUGUUUACCACGGCCUUCACCUUUCGUUACUUCACGAAACACCUGAAUUCCCCUCCGUUCGGCGUCGCAGACAUCUUCCCAGAUUGGCGGUUCCUAGGUGCCGUUGCUGUAUCCUGCACUGUCGUUUCUGUAAAUGAGAGUAGGCAGCGCAUCGUAGAGUUGUCUCGCGGUCGGACACUGUUUUCCGUGCCUGUGCUGUUACAUAUUCUUUUGGGUGCCAGUAUGGGGCUUCUAUGCGUUGCCGUUUGGUGGUUUACAACUGGGAGACGGGUGGUUGCCAAACUGAAAACUAAGACAGCGUAGAAAGAAUG